This is a messenger RNA of Carassius auratus (goldfish), 1699 nucleotides long. Its product is annotated as barH-like 2 homeobox protein. The transcript has 4 exons. The record is from RefSeq and is a predicted model, not a curated record. Gene Ontology annotation, molecular function: DNA-binding transcription factor activity, RNA polymerase II-specific; RNA polymerase II transcription regulatory region sequence-specific DNA binding. Gene Ontology annotation, cellular component: nucleus. Lineage: Eukaryota; Metazoa; Chordata; Actinopteri; Cypriniformes; Cyprinidae. Gene Ontology annotation, biological process: regulation of transcription by RNA polymerase II. The coding region runs from base 288 to 1382 and encodes 364 amino acids.
GGAGAAAAUAUGACGUCAAUAUAGGAAGUCGUUGUAGAGCAACACUACAGCGAUUAGUGGCAAAAGAGAGCGUGAUGUCGAGGAGUUAGAGCAUCCCAAUCUCUCCACACCUCAACUUUGAAAGAAAGUUCAGUAACCAUAACAAAAGGACGUGGACUACACAGAUCCACUUGCUUUCCACAUUUCACCUUGAAUGUAACAACAUCUUGGAGCGCAGGCUAUAUUUCUCUUUUUCUUUGCGAAAGUUGUUAUGAAGACGACUUAAGUGCUCAUCCUUUUCUUGUACUAUGGAAGGAUCCAGUGGGUCUAGUUUCGGAAUAGACACUAUUUUGUCCACAACCAAUUCUGGCAGCUCAGUACUGAUGAACGGAGAUUUUCGCCUCGGUGACAGUAACAGAACAGCGGAUUUCAGGAGCCAGGCGACCCCAUCACCAUGUUCGGAGAUAGACACUGUGGGAACAGCCCCCUCAUCCCCGAUCUCAGUUACGAUGGAGCAUCCCGAGCCGCAUCUGGUCCAAGACAGCCUUCAGCAUCACCAUCACCAUCACCAUCAUCACAGUCAGGCUCAGAGCUUGCAGCUUUCACCCCAGCCUCAUCCGCUCGGUCAGGCUGGCUGUGCCCCCAGGACUGCCACCUCCUCCUUUCUAAUCAAAGACAUUUUGGGCGACAGUAAACCGCUAGCAGCGUGCGCUCCUUACAGCACCAGUGUACCAUCUCCACAUCACAGCCCCAAAACAGAGAGCGGAACCGCCCCGGACGGCAUCAGGCCCAAACUAGAGCAAGAUGAAAACAGAAGCAAACUGGACAAAAGAGAUGACAUUCAGAGUGAUUUAAAAUGUAACGGAGCAAAAGAAGAGGGCGAUCGGGAAAUUUCUAGUUCGAGAGACAGUCCUCCAGUCCGCUCUAAAAAACCUCGCAAAGCGCGGACGGCCUUCUCCGACCAUCAACUUAACCAGCUGGAGCGCAGUUUCGAAAGACAGAAAUACCUCAGCGUACAGGACCGAAUGGACCUGGCAGCAGCCCUAAACCUCACAGACACACAAGUCAAGACUUGGUAUCAAAACCGACGGACGAAAUGGAAGAGGCAGACGGCUGUCGGAUUAGAACUGCUGGCUGAAGCUGGAAAUUAUUCGGCUUUACAGAGAAUGUUCCCAUCUCCGUAUUUCUACCACCCGAGUUUAUUAGGUACCGUGGACAGCACGACAGCGGCCGCCGCCGCCGCUGCCAUGUACAGCAGCAUGUACCGGACUCCGUCCACACCGCAUCCAUCUCUCCAGAGACCGCUCGUCCCCAGAGUGCUCAUUCACGGCCUGGGGCCCGGGGGACAACCGGCACUGAACCCGUUAGCUAACCCAAUACCGGGCACACAGCAUCCUCGGUAAAACGAAAAGACACGGGGGGACAAAUGUAUCACACGUGAUGUGACAGACUGCGCUGAACUUUCACAAGACGCAUUUUCUCUCCAACACUGAGAGACGAUUUUAUCGAAGAAAAAGAUGUAUUAUUUAAAACGGACCAUUUCUGACGUCUAGGCCAGACUAAACCAGACGAGCCUGUGACCGUGACAGUAAAAGGACUGUUCAUUGUCAGAUUGUUUGUUUUGUCUUUUUUUUUUUGGUACAAAUACACUUAUACUAGUACAUACGCUUAUAAAGUUUAUUAGAUCAAAAUGGGUGAAAUAAAGACAAAAUGAUAAAAA